Messenger RNA from Microthlaspi erraticum, 1077 nucleotides. Lineage: Eukaryota; Viridiplantae; Streptophyta; Magnoliopsida; Brassicales; Brassicaceae. The record is from the annotation of a GenBank genome assembly.
AUGGCAGGCACAUGGGACGGCUACAUGGCUUAUAAUCGAAUGGUGGAUCAAAAUCUCCUUGGAUCGUUUUCUCCACAGCCAUCUCAAGUGGCAGAAGCCAUUCCAUCCUUAGACGAUGCAUCUCAGAUUCCUGAUCCUCUUCCAGUGGAGGAAGAUUCAACUGAUGAAGCAGAUCUAAUGACACUUGACCAGCUGCUUCGUAGUGAUGGCCGUGCAAGUCUUAAGAAGCUUGAUCCGAGAAGGAUGAACGGUGCUGGCUGGUUUCAAUACACUAAGGGGAUAACUAAGACGGUGAAAAACAUCAUAGAAAGCGAUUUCAAAGAACCGGCUCCUAACGUGUCUACGGUCUCAAACGAUUCUAAAUUAAGAUGGUUCAAAGCUUUUGCGCAAAAGUACAAUUGGCAAUAUGAACAAACUACUCUUGUCCGUGAAGAGUUUGAUAAGGUGUGUGGAAGUAGUUUAAGGGGAAUGGCUUUUGAAUGGAAAAAAGCUUGGAAGGAAGGGAAGGGAAAAGAGAAGGGGAAACCUCAUUGGAUGCGUAAAUCUGUUUGGCUUGGACUCAUUGCUUACUGGACAGAUGAGCAUAAUGCCAACCGAGCAAUAACCAACUCUACAAAUAAGAAGUGCGAUCAGUCUAAGCAUACAUGUGGGUCAGCAUCAUAUGUCCGAAAGAGAGAAGAGAUGCGUGAUCCGGUGACGGGUGAGCUUCCGGAUAUGGUGACCUUUAUGGAAAUGACACAUAAGAGAAAGUCAGAUGGAAAAUUUGUGUGCAAAAAAGCUGAGAGGAUUGUGAAGAAGUGUCGGUUGAUGGAGCAGCAAGUUCUCACUCAAAAGACUCAAUGUGAUGAGAACGGUCUCGAGUCUAACCAUCUUACUCCAACUGAAAUUGAUGUCAUCUUUCGAAAGAAUUGUACCUUGAGACACAAGAAAAAACUCAACAAAGCUGAGAAGAAAAUGGAGGAGUGGAGCUUGAAGGUUCAAGACUAUGAAUUCUGGAAUACAAUGAUGCAAAACAAGUUUCCAGAUGAAGUUCCUCCUUCGAUGAGAGCAACUUUGAGUCCAGACCAAAGUUUUUAA